This is a messenger RNA of Trypanosoma grayi, 762 nucleotides long. RefSeq lists its product as hypothetical. The coding region runs from base 1 to 762 and encodes 253 amino acids. The record is from RefSeq and is a predicted model, not a curated record. NCBI's taxonomy places the organism in Eukaryota, Euglenozoa, Kinetoplastea, Trypanosomatida, Trypanosomatidae. The transcript has a single exon.
AUGCGCAGUCGGCGGCCCUUCGUGCCGAUCGACACUUGCAGCCCUGGCGGGACGUGGAUUGAGGAGAAGCGCUACAACAAGGCGCGCCACGACGAUGGCGCGUGCGGCUCACGCAAGGUGCUGUGCGGCAACUGGCAGGAGGAGAAGGCACUCGAGGACGACCUCCUCGUGCAGCAGCCGCUGCCGCUGCCGCCGGGAUCCGUGCAGGCCGACGAAUUCGCUUCGACGGCGGUGCUGCGCGCGAGUUUCGACGUCAUCCGCGAGGGGCGCAACGGCCGUUACACCGGCGGGUAUGAGUCGACGCCGUACAUCACUGCCGACGCUCGAAACCCACACACGCGCUUCUUGCAGACGACGCAUCGCCACGACUUCUGCGAGGAGAACGGCGAUGUGAAGCGCUUGCGCCGCCCUGAGUUGGGCGCGCGCAGCCGUGUUAUGCUCGAAGUCGCACUCGAAGCGGCGCGCGCCGAGAAGGAGGCGAAAGACGCAGAACAGCAUGAACGUCGCCUCCAUGUGGCGCUGGAGGGUGGCGGUACGUACCUGUCGACUUACCAUAAGUCGCACUGCCACGAGGAGGAGCUGCCAGUCAUCAACGAGCUGCGCACCGACUACCUCUCAGACGAGCCCAUUACUCUCUACACGGGGAACCCGGUGACGGGGUGCACAAUGACAGUCCACGGCAAGACGCCGGUGGAUCCGGUCGAGGAACGCUCGCGCUUUGGCCGCCACACACACUUCACCGAGCGGAAAUAUGCGUUGUAG